GUCUACGCUCGUUUAGCUGAGAUCAGUACAGAUUCACUUAUCGCGUCGGUGUUAUUCGCGACACCAUUACGAACGAUCAUCACUCUCACUCCUCUUUCCAAACGUCCACCCUGUCUGUCCGAUUGAUCUGAAAUACGCUCAACAGCCCCUUCUCGCGUAGCGAGAGGGUGGCCUAUCUUGACCAUGAUGCCAGCAGAAGACUACGAGUGGAUCGCGAAUUAUUGGCCGCAACCCAGUUUCUCCCUGGGCGCAACCAACGGCUACCCAGACGUGCAAACGCGGCAUGUCGGACAGAACAGCACUCCGGGCUAUGACGGCCAUAUGGAUAGGGAUCCGAUUGCUCUGGCUCAAAGCGCGCUAAAAUCAUCCGUGACCUAUCAACCUCAGAAUGUAUACUCCUACAUGUCCCCACACGGGUCCUUCUUUCCUCCUGCGCUGAUGCCAGCUCAACCACACCAGCAACAUUACCAGCCGGCGCUGCAGCAGCAACACCCGCCGCAGUGCCCGCAGUCUGCAGCUCCAGUGGGCUUUCGGGGACAUCAUCCGUCCACGAUGUCGUCCCAAGCUCCAAACCUGGCAACGAGUCACCCUCCUCCUCAUACACAACCCAUUUUCGCGCGUCCAGCUCCAGAUCUUGCUCCAGGACCUGCCCCUUCAGCUCAGCAGCGUCCGCCUGCCGUUUCCGCCCGACGUCUACCUGCUCCAAAGCCCCGAGCUCCUCUAGCAUCGAGUCUAAAUGAUGAUGCCAAGCGCCGUCGCGUUGAAUCCGGCGGACAGGCAAAAGGAAUCAGUAAACAUAAAUUGUCAGGUUAUUCUUAUCAACCAUCUCAUCCCACCCGUGGAACCGUCCUGCGGGACCGCAACGACAUCAUUCGACCUCUUAACAAAAAGGAUGCUGCAGAGAAGAUGGCAUACGACCCCAAAACCGUCGCGAGAGACAUUCUAGUGGCAUCUGGCCGACACCCUACAGAACCCGCUCUGAACCACCAUUUGUCCCGAUUGCGCGACAUCUUCAAUUUGGUUGACAACACAGCCGACUUGGCAACCAUUCGCUGGGACAUUGUCGAUACUCCCAACAUGCAAGUCCCCCAUAUGCAUGCGGACCCUGAACCUGUCAGCAAGCAUAUACCACCUCCCCCAGUCCCAAUUCAAUCUCCCGCCGUUAAUGGAUGGCCUCCUGCGCAGCAAGCAUGUCCGGCCAGUCAUUCUGCCGCUCUGCCUCGUACACCGCCCGCAGCACCGCCACGUGACCAGCAACAGCCAAUUACAGCCUCGCCUCGUCCUACUCCGCCUUCGUUUCCGCCCGCGGUCUCGGAUUCUGUUCCGCAACCACAGCAGCAAAAAAAACAAGAGCAGCCACAGAAGAAGAGGAAGAAGAAGAAGAAGCAGCCAGAGCCAAAGCAACCACAAGGUCGUCCACAAUCUCCAGCUUCUGUACCUAAACAAUCGCCGGUGCCAUUGGUGCAGGUGCGACCUCCGAAAUCGUCACCGCGACCUCAGAAGCUGAAGGCCAUAUCGCUUCCUCGGCUACCGUCUUCACCAGCAAGAUCAAACAAGUCCACGCCAUCUCAGUCAGCACGACGAGGUAGAACGCCAAAUAAGCCAAAGCAACCUGAGACGAUGGUGGGGAAGAAGUCUGCGCCCAAGGUUGAAGUGUCGAUUCCCUUGUCUGCGCCGCCAGUUUCGUACCCAGUUUAUGCGUGUGAAUGGCAGAACUGUCAGUCAGAGCUGCACAACCUUGAGCUCCUUAGACAUCAUCUUCUCAAGUCACAUAUUCCGUAUACCAUUACGUGUAGCUGGUCGGGAUGCGACUGUAACGAUCCGAUGGCUGCGGCGGAGCUGUUCAAUCAUGUGAAGUCCAAUCACCUCGAUCCACUUGCGUGGAAACUGGGAGACGGACCAUCAGUGCCUCAAACUGGUGAGACAGACAUUAUGCUUUAGCUGUGGCAAUGUUUCACGUGCUCUCAUCACAACGAAAACUCUUAUUAACGUGUACCUAUGGUAAUUCAUAUAGUGGACGAUAAAACCAGCGAGAACAGCGCAGGAACCUAUGCAACGCCGGAAUCGAAUCAAAUAGGAGGC
Molecule: messenger RNA, 2082 nt
Organism: Aspergillus ruber CBS 135680
Lineage: Eukaryota; Fungi; Ascomycota; Eurotiomycetes; Eurotiales; Aspergillaceae
Product: putative C2H2 finger domain protein
Exons: 1
Coding region: 187-1941 (584 amino acids)
Source: RefSeq, a predicted model, not a curated record